AAUCUUGUUUCUGAACUUAAUCUGUAUAAUUCAUAAGCCUUUUGUUCAUAGAUUACUUAUCCUCUUUAAUGACUUUUAUUUCUUCAGAUAUCGGGGCGGAAGUCUUGUCCCAAAAUGUCUAUCAGGAGGCCUCAAAUCCCUCGGCUUCUUCUCCAAAACGUCUCUUGCAUGAGAAACGCGCAGCAGAUUCUAAGACACGUGAAUGUAUCUCUUCAUGACGGUGGUGCACUUGUCUUAACUGGAACAAAUGGAUCCGGUAAAUCGACAUUCUUGAGAAUGUUAGCUGGAUUCUCAAAACCCUCUGCAGGAGAAAUCCUUUGGAACGGUCACGACAUCACACAAUCAGGAAUUUUCCAACAAUACAAACUCCAACUCAACUGGAUCUCUUUAAAAGACGCCAUCAAAGAGAGAUUCACAGUACUCGACAAUGUCCAAUGGUUUGAGCUUCUCGAGAAUAAAAUCGGCAAAGCUCAACCCGCAUUGGAGCUAAUGGGUUUAGGGAGACUGGUGAAAGAGAAAUCGAGAAUGUUAUCCAUGGGUCAGAGGAAAAGAUUGCAACUUGCGAGGCUCCUCGCUAUCGACAGACCGAUUUGGCUAUUGGAUGAACCAUCCGUUGCUUUGGAUGAUGAAGGAGUUAGAUUGCUCGAGUAUAUUAUCGCAGAGCAUAGGAAAAAAGGAGGGAUUGUAAUUGUCGCAACUCAUCUUCCUAUCGAGAUUGAAGAUGCUAUGAUCUUGAGGCUUCCUCCUAGAUUUCCAAGGAAAAUGACUUUGAUUGAUAUGCUUGAUCGUGCAGACAUUUCUUAGUAGAGAAAUCAAAGAGAUUUUAUAUUUAAGAGAGUUUUAUCUCGUGUAAUGGAAUGUUAGUUUCUCAAGCAAAUUUGGUUAGUGGAGUUUAGUAAA
Arabidopsis lyrata subsp. lyrata is the source of this 900-nucleotide messenger RNA. Its product is annotated as ABC transporter I family member 1. Gene Ontology annotation, molecular function: ATP hydrolysis activity; transmembrane transporter activity; ATP binding. The record is from RefSeq and is a predicted model, not a curated record. The coding region runs from base 115 to 804 and encodes 229 amino acids. The transcript has a single exon. Lineage: Eukaryota; Viridiplantae; Streptophyta; Magnoliopsida; Brassicales; Brassicaceae. Gene Ontology annotation, biological process: cytochrome complex assembly.